AUGAACCGGUAUUGUAAAACUGCGUUUCGACCCUUCCUUAUCGGAUUGAUAUCUGCUCUUUGUGUAUUUCCAGCCGCUGCCUAUCAUCAUUCUAAUUUCGAUAAUCGUGAGAACAUAAAAAUUCUGGAUUCAUCGAACUUUCCACAGAACUCGUUUCAAUCCAAUCAAAGGGUUCUGGAUGAUUUGGAUACUAUGUUUUUAGAAGAGAUUUUACCCAGUGUGUCAGUGUUCACAAACCAAGGGAAUGUUUUGCAGGCUUCAAGCCUCACGUGUAACAUCUGCAGUAGCGUUGCAGGUCGGAUUAAAGAAUUCAUGAUGCUAAAUAUUACACAAAAAUUCACUGUGAAACAAGGCAUCCUGAUUUGUACACUCUUGAAGAUGCAAACCCGUCGCGUGUGUUCCAAAAUCAUUCCCAAAUUUGGACCCUGGGUCAUGACAGUUCUUGCGCAUUCUGUAUUUUCCGCGGAAAAUUUGUGCUCCAAGGCCCAUUUGUGUCCAAAGCCUGACACAAGGAAUCCCGAGAAAAUCGACCUCCCGAGGUCACCUACCAAGAUACUCACUCCGACAUCCGGAGAAGGUGAUGGUGAAAGAUUGUGGGUGAUUCAUUUGAGUGACUGGCACUACGAUCUCGAAUACAAGGAAGGAUAUGAGGCAAAUUGUGGGGAACCAGUUUGCUGCCGACCGCCGAAUUCUUUCGGUGAUAAAGCCAGGAACCCAGCGGGUAAAUGGGGUGACUACAAUUGCGACAUUCCCAAGUUGUUGAUAGAGAAUAUGUUGGAAUUUAUUCCAACCGUGGUGCCCCGAUUGGAUUACAUCCUAUCCACCGGAGAUCUUCCUCCACACGGUAAUUCUAAGAUUUAUUUCUGUUCAAUGAACAUUCCGACAUCUAAUUCUUUAAUCUUUGAGAUAGAUGUUUGGUCCGAAACGCAAUCAUCCAUAAGGGAAAUCACCAAUCAAACUGCAUCGAUUUGGCGUAAAUUCUUUAAAUCCACACCAUUUUUCCCUAUCAUCGGUAAUCACGAAUCCGCGCCGGUAAAUUCCUUUCCCACGUCAUCAAUCGGCAUUUCCUCAGCUUCUUGGCUGUAUGAUAUAUUAGCGAAACAAUGGAACGGUUGGCUUUCUCCCAAUACUCAAAGAUCUGUAGAGCAGAAAGGUUUUUACUCGGCAAGGUUGCCGAAAGAUAAUCUGCGAAUAAUUGGAUUGAACACAAAUUUUUGGUAUAAAUUCAAUUGGUGGAUGCUCAUGAGGCCAAAAGAAGAAUGGGAUCCUGAGUGGAUGUUAAAGUGGAUGGUUGAACAGUUGCAUGAAGCGGAGACACUUGGCGAAAAAGUUUGGAUUCUGGGGCAUAUGUCAGCAGUUGACCUUGACGCGUUCCCAUCCUUUGGUGUAUAUUUCUCGCAAAUCGUGGCCAGAUUUAAGGACACCAUUGUUGGUCAAUUCUACGGCCAUUCUCAUUGGGAUGAAUUCAACGUCAUCUAUGAUAGUUCGGAAGGUCGAAACAAAAUAGAACCCGUCGGUGUCGCGUAUUUGGCUCCAAGCGUUACCUCAUUCAAGAAUGUGAAUCCUGCGUUCAGAGUAUAUGAAGUCGAUAAAAACUCAAAGCAAAUAGUCAACCAUUACACGUACUCAAUGGAUCUGAAGGAGGCAAACCGUAAUGACAAACCAGAGUGGAAAUUAUUAUAUGAUGCGAAAUCUUUAUACAGACUCGAAGAUCUUCAACCCAAGAGUUGGCAUGGUAGUAAUAUUGACUCGGAUUAUGUAAAAAACCUAAAACCCGAAGUAAAUUUUUUGAAUUUUAAUGCAGCGCUCACCGAAAGAUUCAUUCAUGACGAAAGUGUCUACAAAACCUUCCAGAGGAUGGCAUCUAGAGAUCAACAUCUUAACAAGUACGGCACGUGUCGUCAGUUCGAAAAUCAACAACAGUGUCGCAAUCGAAUAGUCUGUAAACUUCGAGGAACAUUUCAUCGCCACGGCCCAUUCCGUGACGAUGAAUUUUGCAAAAAACAAGUGUGGUUUCCAUACUUACCCGAGGAUUGGUCUUUGCCCCCCGCCAUGGGCAAGCAUGUGAACGUUCUGGUAGAUCUGGAUAAGGUCGAUGCCGACGAAUUAGGCAAGAAAGACAUGAGGAUCAAGGUUAACGUCGAGGGGAAAAUUAGUGGAUACGUAGAGAAGCGUGACAAAGGUGAAGACGAAGAGACUAGUGGGGUGACCUUUGAGGGACUUGCGAAGACUGUAGUACGACUGGUGACGGGACUGGUGAUGGGUGGUGACGAUGUGAUGUGCCGUUAA
Acaulospora morrowiae is the source of this 2289-nucleotide messenger RNA. The record is from the annotation of a GenBank genome assembly. Lineage: Eukaryota; Fungi; Glomeromycota; Glomeromycetes; Diversisporales; Acaulosporaceae.